CAUUCUCCAUCCAUGUUUGUUGAGCCUCGUGUAAAAACAACCACGUGUGUUUCUGGCCUUUAAUCAACGCCGCAGUCCCUUUUUUCGAAAACUGGUCUUCUUUUUGUUAUUUUUGAGAGUAUUUAAAGUCGCUAAUUGAAAUUAGCAUAUUCUUCAGCCUUUCAUCAUGGUGAACCGAAAGAAAAAGUAUGAGGCAGGUGCGGCCCAAAGAUAUAUUACCAGAAAAUCUGCAAUGAAGAAGCUCCAGCUCACACUGAAGGACUUCAGGAAACUGUGCAUCCUGAAAGGAAUCUACCCCCGAGAGCCAUCCAACAGAAGAAAGGCCCAAAAGGGAAAGACGGGCAUCAAGACUUUGUAUCACGCAAAGGAUAUCAAGUUUCUCAGUCAUGAGCCAUUGAUUUGGAAGCUGAGAGAAUUCAAGAUCUUUGCAAAGAGAAUGGGCACUGCCAGAGCAACAAAGAAUUUUGAGAAAAUCAGGCAGUAUCUUGAAAGUCGUCCUCACCUCAAAGUGGACCACAUAGUAAAAGAGAGGUAUCCAACAUUUAUUGAUGCCGUACGUGACAUGGAUGACUGCCUGACGCUUUGCUUCAUGUUCAGCACGUUCCCUAGCAUUAAACAUGUCAGGCGAGACUUCUCAUCUCUCUGCCGACGUCUUACUGUGGAGUUCAUGCACUAUGUGAUGGCUGCCAGGGCUCUGCGCAAAGUUUUUAUUUCCAUCAAAGGCUACUACUUCCAAGCUGACAUCAGUGGCCAGACAGUUACAUGGAUAGUCCCCCAUGUAUUCCCUUUCAAGCCCGAGUCUAAGGACGAUGUCGACUUCAAGAUUAUGGCCUCCUUUGUGGAGUUCUACACUGUUAUGUUGGGCUUUAUCAAUUUCAAGCUCUACCACUCCUUGAAUCUUUACUACCCUCCAAAAUUCCCAGCCUCAUCAAAGGAUGCCGAAAGCAAGAUCCUUGUGGACCAAGAAGCCUUUGUAUCGGAAAGGAUUGCUGCCCUGAACUUGAACUUACUCAAGUCUGAUGGCACUUCUAAUGAGUAUGUUGAAGAGGAGUUUGAAAUGGAUGACAUCCCUCUGAUUGAUGAUCCGGAUAAAAUUGCUGAGAUCCGAGAGGAGCGGGAAAAGGUCAAGAGACUUAAAACCCUGUUCAAAGGCUUGAAGGUCUUUGUUAAUCGAGAAGUUCCAAGGGAGCCAGUUGUAUUUGUGCUAAGAUGCUUUGGCGCCGAAGUAUCCUGGGACCCCCUUCUCUUUGUCGGCUCUACGUUCGAUGAACAUGACACUAAAAUCACCCAUCAAAUCAUUGACAGACCCUCGCUCGAGAGAUCGUAUCUUUCCAGGUACUAUGUGCAGCCGCAAUGGGUGUUUGAUUGUGUUAAUGCUCGUAAACUGCUUCCUGAGGUUGAUUAUUUGAUGGGCAAGACUCUUCCUCCUCACUUAUCGCCAUUCACAACUGCUAGGGAAGGCCAGUAUCAGCCACCAGAAGAACAGGCAUUGAGGGAAGGUGUCCCUCUAAAACCGGAAGAAGCUGAGAGUGAGGAAGGCGCGUCGGAGGAUGAGGAAGAAAAUAGCGAAGAUAAUGGAAGUGAAGAUGCCACAUCAGAAGAGGAAUCUGGUGAAGAGGACGAGGCUGGUGAUUCGGAGGAGGAAAUAUCUUCAAAAGAUAAAAAAGUUAAAGAAAUGGCUGUCAUUGCUGGUGAGGUGACAAAAGAAAAUCCACGACAGAAGCAGAUAGAUGAGGCGGCACAGCUCCGACUGCGUGAACGCAUGAUUGCUCGCAAGCACAGGAAGCUGUACAGAAGCAUGAUGAAGGGACGUAGAAAGAGGGAGCAGGAAGUAAAUCUUUUAAAGAAGAAACGAAAGGUUAUUGAAGAGGAAUCCAAGAAGGAGAAGAAAACAAAAAAGAAGCAGGCAGCAGCUUCGUAAGUUUAAAUAAACAAUCUUUAUCUAUCAGA
Messenger RNA from Neocloeon triangulifer, 1950 nucleotides. Its product is annotated as pescadillo homolog. Gene Ontology annotation, biological process: ribosome biogenesis; maturation of LSU-rRNA from tricistronic rRNA transcript (SSU-rRNA, 5.8S rRNA, LSU-rRNA). The transcript has 10 exons. The record is from RefSeq and is a predicted model, not a curated record. The coding region runs from base 167 to 1921 and encodes 584 amino acids. Gene Ontology annotation, molecular function: RNA binding. NCBI's taxonomy places the organism in Eukaryota, Metazoa, Arthropoda, Insecta, Ephemeroptera, Baetidae. Gene Ontology annotation, cellular component: nucleolus; PeBoW complex.